Botrytis byssoidea is the source of this 1080-nucleotide messenger RNA. RefSeq lists its product as uncharacterized. The record is from RefSeq and is a predicted model, not a curated record. NCBI's taxonomy places the organism in Eukaryota, Fungi, Ascomycota, Leotiomycetes, Helotiales, Sclerotiniaceae. The transcript is spliced from 3 exons. The coding region runs from base 1 to 1080 and encodes 359 amino acids.
AUGGAACAACAAAACAAAAAAAGAAAGCGCAAUGAAGAUCCAACAACUGCGCGACAAGAAAUUCUAUCACCCAUAAUUUUCCUUGCGCGGGGUGUCAAGGCUGAUACACGAUUCACGGUGUUCAGACAAGAAUUCCACUUGCAUUCUUCCGGUCUCAAACAUCACUCCAGUUACUUUCGCACGUUUCUUGAUUCAGUCGAUAAACAGCCUGCGUCCGCUUCUGCGCUAUUCAAGUAUGACUAUCGCUCUGUUGUUGAUGAAGAUGGAAGUUGGGCUUUGAUGCCAGUUUCAGAUUCAUCAGAGAUAACAGGCCAACAGAUGACUCUUGUCGAUGGAGUCAAAGAAGAAACUGAAGCCCUUCGAAAACUACUUUGUGCCAUUCACUCAAAAAAAUAUAGAAUUGAGACCGCAGAUGAGCUCAAAAGACUCACGUGCUUAGCUGAUUACUAUUGUGCUCUGCCGGUGGUUUCAGGAACCUUGACUGGAGCUUUGUUCAGGAGCAGUAUGUUUCAAUUCUUAGCUCCACGAUACGAUGCCGCCGUAGAAUGCGAAUGUCACGAUGAGUCUGUAUCCUUACUUUUGCUAGCCCGCAAACUUCGCCAUGGAUUGCUUUUCAGAGAAUGUUUGAUCCAUACAGUCGGGAGAUGGGAUUCUCUCUCAGAUAUUGAGAAGAGACAAAUCGAAGAAGACCAAAGCCUAUACACACUGGUGCAAAUCAAGCUUAAAGUCUUGUAUGAGCUUCUUGCCAAGACUCAAGGUGCACUACUUUGGGCCGUUGUCGAGGGAAAAUUCAAGGUUCUCAAGACUGCUGUUGGACGUUCCUUUCCGACACCAUUGAUCGGCGGAAUUCUUUCGGUGUACAGAGCUCUGAGUGAAGAGAGUUCAUUCUACGAUCUCCUCAAAGAGGUGGAAACAAUGGAACUAAGUGUUCUUAUGUUCUCGGUAAUCAAAAAUAAUCUUGCUUUGGGCUGCUCACGGCAGGAUCCAGGGAAAGUGGGUGGUAUUUUUGAAAAAACAUUUCUAUGUACCGAAAUAGAAGAUGAUGAAUUCCCAUGGGAUUUGGAGGAAAUAGAUUGGUAG